UGGACAAUCGAGAAACGGCACUCACCUCUUCACACCAAACCCGCGAGCCUCGUAGCUGACAGCGAUCAAACCGCCGCCUUUCCAGUCGUUGUACUGCACCACGGCGGUCGGCUGGCCCCUGAGUGCUGGGUUCCUCCGUUGCUCCACUGCGGCAAAGCAAAUGGCCACUCUUUCAGUCGAAGAACGGUUGGUCAAUGGUCAUGGGUGGGGUGGGAGAGGGAGAGGGAAGGAAAGUUACGGACCUUGGACGUAGAAGCAGUCCAUGUCAACAUGGGCGAUCACCCGGGGCUCCUGAGACUCCGGCCUUGCCACCGGCAUCCCCUAUCCUCUUCUACGGGGUUAAAAAUAACCGCUGGACUCUGCUUCAGCCGGUCAGCCCUCACCUCCGCCUUCCCCUUUCUUCGGCUGACAGGGUGGGUAGUAAACAAGCGCCACGGCAGGUCGGACUGGGAGGUAGCAACCCCUAGCCUAGGUCCGGUCGGCGGCGGCCAUGGCAGCCGGCGGGGGUCAUUUGGCAAGAGGAAGAAGAUGGAUGGACAACUACAAAAGGCCCAUUUAUUAGAACAGCCUACGGCCAACUGAGAAUUGGGCCCAAGCCCGAGUAAUAUCAUUAGACAUUAGCUGUGGGUGAUUUUCUCCCGAAGAGGAAAAACAUCCGGGAGAUAGGGAUUGCAAGCUGCAGCCGUGCCCCGUGCGGUCGCUCCCCUCCCCCGACUCCGGCGAGAAGAAAAGACGGUGGCAGCAGUCGAGACUCCACUCGGUCGCGGUGGUGGCUGCCCAUUCUUUUCCGUCUUCUCCUCCUUGACUAAGAAUGUUUUGCUUGAGGAACUAUUGGUCGCCUGCAUUUGCCUUAGUACGGGAACGGGCUGCUGUUCGAUAUCCUGGGGAAGGAGCUACUGUUGGACAUCCUCCAAAGUUCAAUUCUGUAGUGGUUUGCGGUGCCAGGGGUCCAAGACCGAGAUAUCCCCGUGUGUGGAAAACUCGUAAGAAAAUUGGGACUAUUUCCAAGUCACAGAAGCUUGUCGAAUGUGUGAGAUUAAAGGUCUGUCUAAUGUAAAGGAGGAAGUUUAUGGCGCACUUGACUCAUUUGUUGCAUGGGAACUGGAGUUUCCCUUGAUAGUAGUAAAGAAGGCACUGAAGACACUUGAGGAUGAAAAGGAAUGGAAACGAAUAAUUCAGGUUAUUAAAUGGAUGUUCAACAAAGGUCAAGGAAAGACAAUGGGAAGCUAUUACACCUUGUUGAAUGCUUUUAUCGAGGAUGGGCGGAUUGAGGAAGCAGAAGAAUUAUUUGGAAUGAUAUUUUCACGAUAUAUGGAGGGUUUGCCUCGAACAUUUUUCAUGAGAAUGAUUUCUUUGUAUUACAGUGUGGGAGCAUACGAUAAGAUGUUUGAGGUUUUUGCUGAUAUGGAGGAACUAGGUGUUAGACCUGAUGGUUCAAUUGUCCGGAUGUUAGGUGAUGCAUUUCAGAAGUUAGAGAUGAUGGACAAAUAUGAAAAGUUAAAGAAGAAAUACCCACCACCAAAAUGGGAAUAUCGAUACAUUAAAGGCAAGCGCAUCAGGAUGAGGGUUUACCCUGAUAGUAAAACUGAAGAGGCAACAAAAGGAGACCCUGUUACAGAUGAACUGCAAGAGGCAGAAAGUAUACACCUUGAUAGUGACUUGGAAGAAGAAGCGGGCUCUGGCCUCGACAGGAAUGUAUUGGAUGAUGCAUCUUCUGGAGACCUUGAAUAUGUAUAGAUCAGAGCUUCUGUUGGUAUUUCUGCGCCUGCUUAGUCAAAGCAGGCAAGGGCAAAUGAACUGUUGUGUUGCAGCUUGAAGUUUUGGUGAUAGCCAGUUUGCUACUGCUGCCAUAUUUGGAAAUGGAAAAGCAACUCUCGUGUUCAAUGGGUGUCCAGCAGUUUAGCAUCGCAUAUUCAUCAAAUGAUCUGGUGAUCCUAUUCCAUGGCUAGCUGUACCUGAUUGCUUCACGAAGAACUUGUGGUUGAUUGUUAAAGAUGGUAUUCUGGACUGGCCAUCAGCCAGGGCAGUAUCACUGGUAUCUUUGCCAUAGCAAUUACGCGUAAGAGCUCUGUAUCUCUCUGUAUGUAUAAAGAGUCAUCUGAAGCCGAGGCCCAUGUCAACUAGGAUGGGAUGGCUUUGUUUCCGUUGCUGGUAUCGAUAUGUAGCGAAAUCGAUCUACGAGUUUUAGUA
This is a messenger RNA of Panicum virgatum (switchgrass), 2190 nucleotides long. Its product is annotated as pentatricopeptide repeat-containing protein At4g21190-like. Lineage: Eukaryota; Viridiplantae; Streptophyta; Magnoliopsida; Poales; Poaceae. The record is from RefSeq and is a predicted model, not a curated record. The coding region runs from base 1027 to 1737 and encodes 236 amino acids. Gene Ontology annotation, molecular function: protein binding. The transcript is spliced from 7 exons.